Magallana angulata is the source of this 3321-nucleotide messenger RNA. Its product is annotated as proprotein convertase subtilisin/kexin type 5-like. The transcript is spliced from 3 exons. The coding region runs from base 1 to 3321 and encodes 1106 amino acids. The record is from RefSeq and is a predicted model, not a curated record. Lineage: Eukaryota; Metazoa; Mollusca; Bivalvia; Ostreida; Ostreidae.
AUGGAUAUUUUCAUGUUUUGGGCUGCGUUUCUGAUGCUGAUAAAGAUUGUUAAAACCAUAUGUCUACCUUCAGAAGUUUACAUACAAGAUAAUCAAGAACAGAAAUGCUUGCCAACUUGUCCACAGAGUUUAUAUAUGUUCAGACAAACAUGCAUUAAAGACUGUCCAAAAUAUGCCAAUGUAAACGAAACAGCGCUGGGGAAAUUUUGCAUAGUGGAGCACGACUUUGAUUGUCAGCGAAUCUCCUGUCUGACAGACUUCCCUCUUUGCUACAGAAUGAAUUGUUUGGAGAAGUGUCCGGAAUACACCGUCAAAUUCGAGAACAGUUGUGUGUUGGAAUGUCCAAUGUCAAAUCCAUUCUUGGUGUCAAGCAAUUGUGAGGGUCCAUGUUUUACUGGGAAUGCAACUUGUGUUGAAAGAUGUCCUGAUGAUCAUCCAUUUAUCUUUCAAAAUCCUCGAUCCAUUCACUGUCUUAAAUAUUGCCCAAAUUACACAUUUGAGGAUACCAAAAACAAAGUUUGUCACCUGAAAUGUCCAGCAGAGAAACAACUUCUUUUCAACAAGACCUGUCAUAACAAUUGUCCAGUAUCACACCCUUUCAUACAAACGUUGACGUCAUAUUAUAACACAAUAUCCCUGUGUUCCGAAUCCUGUCCACAACGUACACUGAUUGAUGAAGGCUAUUGCGUCAUUGCUUGUCCAGAUGGAAAGUAUGAAUUCAACAACACCUGUAUAGAUGAUUGUCCAGAGUCACACCCUUUAAAGUAUCCAAAUGUCCUAGAAAAGUCGACUUUUGGGAGAGCGAAGUACACUUGCGUUGAUUCCUGCAAUAUUAAAAUUAAUUCUUACAUUUCAAACAAUCUGGAAUACAAAAAUCACUGCGUUAGUUCAUGUCCAUCAGAAUCCAACUUUGCCUUCAAUGGAUCGUGUGUUGGCUCAUGUCCCUCGUCUCAGCGAUACAACAUCAAUGACAAACAUAGCGAGUAUCAACACUGCGUUGAAAAAUGUCCUGACAACACUGUUUUAACCAACAAAACAAACUGUCGACAUUUCUGCCCACCAGUUGAAAAUUUUAUGUUUAACAGGACCUGCCAUCAAGAAUGUCCAAUAGAGGCUAUGUUUUAUCCAUUAUACAAAGAUUCUCCUCAUGCUGAAUGCUACAAAAAAUGCCCAGAUGGUGAUAAGAUUUUCAACGACACCCAAUGUGCAAGUAGAUGUCCCGAAAAGGCAAAAUAUGAGAAUAAUGGUACUUGUGUCACCGAAUGCCAAGGCCAUUUUGGCUUUAAACUUCAUAGAGUGGAUUAUUAUUUCAAUAGCAUCGAAAAGUAUGUUUGCGUGGCCAAAUGUCCGGUUGAUUACCUCAUAAAUGGUAAUGAGUGCAUCAAAGAAUGUCCAUCUGGUAGAAAAUAUGUCUUUGAUAAAACUUGCAUUGAAACAUGCCCUAUCAAGUACAAUUACAAACAGCUUGAAGGAGGUCAUUAUAAAUGCAUUGACAAAUGUCCGACAAAUUACCUCAUAAAUGGUAAUGAGUGCAUCAAAGAAUGUCCAUCUGAAAGAGAAUUUGUCUUCAAUAAUACUUGCAAUGAAACAUGCCCAAUCGAGCUCAAUUACAAACAACUCGAGGGAGGUCACUAUAAAUGCAUUGAAAAAUGUCCGUCUACAGCAUUUGUGCACAAUGAACUCUACUGCGUGUCCUCUUGUCCAGCUGACGCUCUUUACCAAGUAAACAAGACAUGUGUCGCUACCUGCCCGAGUGAAGUAAGAUUCAGAUAUAGUAAUUUCACAACUAUAACUGUUAAUUGGUAUUCUAAAAAGAACGUCUACCAUCAUUACUGUUUAGCAGAUUGUCCAACGAAAACAUUAUAUAAUCAAGAUGCUUGUGUGGAGGAAUGCCCGAAAGAAGCUAACUACUUAUUCAACAGAUCUUGUGAUAUUGGUUGUCCAGCAACGGUUCGGUAUAGAAUAUUAACAGGAAAUCAUUUCACUUGUCUCGAUGAAUGUCCCUCAAAUGCCUACAAAUACAAUGCUUUAUGUGUCUUGACGUGUCCCGUUGACAAAAACUACGAACACAAUGGGACGUGUUAUCAGGAAUGUCCUGAACGUGAAGAUUUCAUCUACAGGGAUGGUUCCUAUUCUCGAUGCAUGAAUGAAUGCAAUCCCUUCUUCACAUUCAACAAGACAUGUUUGGAACACUGUCCAGAUGAAGCAAAAUUUCGAGACAAUGGGAAAUGCGUAGCCUACUGCAACGACGAAAAACGAAUGUAUACAUUUAGAAAUUUCACAGUGGGCACAGGCGGGAAAAAGAUAUACGACUAUUAUUGUCUUCAUACAUGUCCAGUAAAUACGUUUAUAUCCAGUUUAACGUGUGUUUCACAAUGUCCAAGCGAUACUUUACAAUUAGACAACAAGUGUGUAAAGCUUUGUCCAAAAGAGAGACCUCUGAAUUACACAACAAACAAAGGUAAAUACUUGUGUGUCCAUUCUUGUCCUUACAGAACGUUCAGAUUUCAGAGUGUCUGUUUUGAUCAAUGUCCGAGUUGGUUAAAAUCCCAUCAAGGUACUUGCACACACGAAUGUCCAAAGUCUCAUCCAUACACUGAUAUUAGAUCCCAAAAAUGCUUAAGCGCAUGUGAAGAUAAUUUUGUUAUAACAGACAAUAACAUAUGCGAUAAAAAGUGUCCAACUGGGAAACAUUAUAUUGAAAAAAAUUCAUGCGUGUUUUCUUGCAAAAAUCCACGCUCGUUACUUCAGACAACGGAGCAAGGGUUAGUAUGUCAUGACCAAUGUCCACACAACCUUCUGUUGAUGGAAAACAAGGGAGCAUGUGUGAAAAAGUGUCCGGAGGAUAAACUGAUCGUGGGGAGUGUGUGUCGAGCUUUGUACAAAUGUCCAAAUCAUGCGUAUCUUGAACUUACGGACUUUGGUAAAAGGUGUACGAAUAAAUGUUCAUCAGGAUUUUAUUUAGACGGAAAACAUUGCGUUAAAGAAUGUCCACCAGAAAAAGUAAUCUAUGAUGCUGUCUGUGCAAACGAAUGUCCCACCACACAUCCGUUAAGAUACAAGGAGUUCGGAUCAUCCAAUCCACGUUUAAUAUGUUACAGGCAAUGUCCGGGCAAUUAUGUUUUAAUCUCCAAAAAAGCCCCAACACAGAACAAUAAAAAUGAAAAAUAUGUUAUUAGAUAUUCAAAAGAAGAUAAUGAAGAAGCAGAUAUUAUUGAAGUAAAUCAUCAGAAUACAGAUCAUGACGGCGACGAAAUUGUUGAACUCAACGAUGGAAUAGAGACUGCGACUACUUUUCGAAGACGCAAGGGAAAAUCAUGA